Molecule: messenger RNA, 435 nt
Organism: Pseudovirgaria hyperparasitica
Lineage: Eukaryota; Fungi; Ascomycota; Dothideomycetes; Acrospermales; Acrospermaceae
Exons: 3
Coding region: 1-435 (144 amino acids)
Source: RefSeq, a predicted model, not a curated record
AUGCGCUUCUCCGCCGUAUGCACCGUCCUCCUUACGGCCAUCACACAUGCAGCUCCCACUACUCAAGGCAGUCCAGACGACCAGUUUUGGCCACUAACUGCCGACCUCCGGAAUGAUUGUGCAAGAGAAUGCAUCUUCGAUCGCAGGCCUCUGUAUUUUGAUGCUCGCAAUAUAACCAGGGGUGAAUACUGUCUUGACCCAGCACACGUUAUCGCGCCUUUCUACAACUGCGCAUAUCCAUGUGUGAUGAGGAACUGUGGGUAUAUUAAGUGGGAUGUGGACUAUCCACGUGAAGCCUUGAAGCAAACAGCCGAGUGGUGGCAUAGAGUUUGCGAUGGGAUCGCACCAUGUUGGGAAGCUGCGUGCGAUGGGUUUGAUCCGAAAAAAGAUAUCCCUGAUGAUGAAACUUGUGCGCAGAUGCGGGCGGAUGACUGA